This is a messenger RNA of Williopsis jadinii, 1651 nucleotides long. Its product is annotated as putative nitronate monooxygenase. The coding region runs from base 105 to 1238 and encodes 377 amino acids. Lineage: Eukaryota; Fungi; Ascomycota; Saccharomycetes; Phaffomycetales; Wickerhamomycetaceae. The transcript has a single exon. Gene Ontology annotation, molecular function: nitronate monooxygenase activity. The record is from RefSeq and is a predicted model, not a curated record.
UCUUUAUAUAUAAAGCAGUUUGAAAUGCUCUAGUUUGAAGAGAUUCGAGGCGAAGUGACAUUAUUUGUGUGUGUGUGUGUGUGUUUCAAGACAGUGGCAUCAAGAUGAAAUCUCAAUUGAGUAGCUUCUUGAAGGUGUUUGAUAUCAAGUAUCCGGUCAUCCAGUCGCCAAUGGCUGGUGCUUCGACAGUGGGUUUAGCAACUUCUAUAACAAGACUAGGGGGAAUUGGUUCCUUGGCGAUGGGAUCCUUGAGUCAGUCACCUGAGAAGAUCCGAUUACAAGUUGAGAGUUUCCAGGAGAGGUUACCUUUGGAGAAAGCAACGCUGAUGAACCUGAACUUUUUCACACAUGAGGAGCCAAUCAUUGACGAAUCAAAGAUCCAGGAGUGGUGUGGUAAAUAUCAAACGAUAUAUUCAUGUGGUAAUAUCCCCUAUGAUAACGACAAGAAACACCUGGAACUGCUGUAUCCAAGCUUCAAGUCUAUAAAGGAUCCAGCACAUCCUACCGUUGAAGUGUUGAUAAAGCUGAAACCAAAGAUUGUGAGCUUCCACUUUGGAUUACCACAGCAAUCCAUUCAGCAGGCUCUACAAGGAUCUGGGAUCAAAGUCUUUGUCACAGCGACCAAUCUUGAGGAGUUCAAACAAUGCCUUGAAGCUGAAGUGGAUGGUGUUGUGCUCCAGGGAUGGGAGGCUGGUGGACAUCGUGGUAGCUUCAUUGCUAAUGACGUCGACGAUGAACAGUUGUCAACUAUGGAACUAGUCAAGACAGUUGUAGGAUACGUCGAUUCUCAGCCAUUGAAAGCAGUCCCCUUUAUCAUCGCAGCAGGUGGUGUAUAUGACUCUUCAACAGUGAAACAACUACUCGAGCUGAACAUUGCCGGUGUUCAAGUUGGAACAGUGUUCUUACCAACAGACCAGUGCACCAUCUCAUCAGAGCACUUGAAGAAGUUUCAAACACCACAGGACGAGACAUUAAUGACAGCAUCAAUAUCUGGGCGUAACUUGAGAACCAUAAAGACGCCAUUCCUCGAGCAAUUACACAUUACUUCACAACUGGACGCAAUACCUGAUUACCCACUACCUUACGAUUCGUUCAAGAGACUCGUUGCUGAUGCCAAAUAUAUAGGCGAGAGCGUCAAAUACUCUGCUUAUCUAAGUGGCUCGAACUACGACAAGAGCUGGAAGGGAACAAGAUCUGUCGAAGAGGUGUUUGCAUCGCUGACAGAUUCCACUACAUAGUGGAGUUACCUCAAUGCCACUGGCGCCAUGCUGGCACGCAGAGGAAUCCAAUUGCUUGCUUCAUUAGCUGACGACGCCAUGUACCACAACUGUUAUCACAGACUUCAACAUCAUACAGUUAACAGGUAAUGCCGUUCAUGAGAAUGUGCCAUUUUGAGCCCCUUAGAAUGUCCAGGAGACGGCAAAAAGGUGGCCAUUUCUUUAGAGGAGCAUGAACGCACUCCUUGUGUGUGUGUCUUAUUGAGAUGCGACAAGACACUUGAUGAUGGGCUCUUCGGGGGUCAGCUUAAUGUUUCCAGUUAUAUCGACGUCACAAUAUAUCUUUCACUAACAGUAGGAUGUAUAGUGGUUCUUUUGCACGGUGUGGUUAGUAGAAUAGUUGACAUGAUAGUGACAAUAAGAUGAUUCUUAAU